GAGGUCAUGGGGGGUCGCAGCCACAGAGCGGGACGAGCUGCUCGGAAAAGGCGUCAGAAACGUGGAAACGCUGUUCGUUCAGCGUCUCUGAGUCAUCAGUCGCCAUACGUGAAGCUCAUGAAGUUUCUCCACCAGCGAGGAUUCACCUCAACGCCGCUGCAGCCGGCCCUGUUCACCGACACCAGCAGAGGGCUGCAGACUCUCUGGAGUAUUAAGCCUGGUGACAUGAUCAUCUCUCUGCCCGAGUCUUGUCUUCUCACCACAACCACCGUCCUGAACAGCUACCUGGGGCCAUUUAUCAAGAGCUGGAGGUGCCGUCUGUCACCCCUCCUGGUGCUCUGUGUCUUCCUGGUGUGCGAGCGGCACCGAGGGGAAGCUUCUGAUUGGUUCCCUUACAUAAGCGUGCUGCCCAACACGUACACCUGCCCUGUUUAUUUCUCAGACGACGUUGUAGAUGUUCUGCCAGCUGCUGUGAGGAGGCGAGCCGAGGAACAGAAGGAGGCGGUGCGUCACAUGCACUCGUCCAAUUGGGACUUCUUCAGGUCCCUGCAACUGGUUCUGAGCCAGCCCGUCGAGGAUGUCUUCACCUACGAGGCCUUCAGGUGGGCGUGGUGCAGUGUGAACACUCGCUCUGUCUUCAUGUCUCACCCGUCCAACCACUUCCUGUCUGGACAAGACAAUUAUGCUUUAGCUCCGUUUCUUGACCUCCUGAACCACCAGCCCAGUGUGCAGGUGAAAGCGAGUUUCAACGAUCAGACGAGAUGUUAUGAAAUAAGAAGUGUCUCCGGGACGAAGCGCUACCGGCAGGCGUUCAUUAACUACGGUUGCCACGACAACCAGCGCCUGCUGUUGGAGUACGGCUUUGUCUCCACCGACAAUCCUCACAGCGUUGUCUACGUGGAGACAGGUACACCUUGA
Messenger RNA from Nematolebias whitei (Rio pearlfish), 918 nucleotides. It is a transcript of the gene setd4, whose product is annotated as SET domain containing 4. Lineage: Eukaryota; Metazoa; Chordata; Actinopteri; Cyprinodontiformes; Rivulidae. Gene Ontology annotation, biological process: positive regulation of transcription by RNA polymerase II; peptidyl-lysine trimethylation; peptidyl-lysine dimethylation. The record is from RefSeq and is a predicted model, not a curated record. Bases 7 to 918 code for a protein of 303 amino acids. Gene Ontology annotation, molecular function: histone H3K4 methyltransferase activity; transcription coactivator activity; histone H3K36 methyltransferase activity. The transcript is spliced from 8 exons.